UCAGUCGAUGACAAAACAGGAAUUUUGCACUUAAAUGAACGAAACGGAAAAAUGAUAAUGGCAAUUGAAAAUCGGUGAUAAUAUGUUUCCUUUUCCUGUACUAUGGUCAACAAGGCUUUUAUAUAGGCAAGGAUACGGAUAUCCUGUGUAUCGACGUCCUUUAUACAUGUUUUUAUUACGAAUGGGUGUAAAUAACGUCCCGCGUUGGGUAGUGUUACUCGUAUCAGUACUUUCGAGUUGAGAUAAGGUACUGCUUGCUGCACCUCUGCGGAGAUAAGAGCUGACAUAUAACAGCCGGAAGUAUAUUCAGCGCCGGUACUAAAAGUCUUUCAAAAUAGGGUACUACAAUAGAGAACGUAAAAUGGCUCUAGAAGCUUCCGCAUCGCCAAUCAGAUUUGCACUCAGCCCGGAAUGGGGUAUACUUCCCGUCAUGAGAGACUUACAAGAUGAAGAAGAUAUCCUUCCUAAAGAUCCCCGUCAGUGGACUAGGGACGACGUUGGAGAAUGGGUACGAUAUGUGACGUCACUUCACAAUAUUCCCGAAGUACCCUCCUCUAGGUUCCAGAUGAACGGAAAAGCGCUCUGUCUCAUGUCGCCCAGUAUGUUCCUGGCCAGAGUCCCACUAGGAGGAAAACUAUUGUACAAAGAUUUUCAGCUCAGGUUGUCUUCUGCCUUAUAUGCCGAAAGCAGUAGGAGAUGAAAAAACCCGCGAUUCAUUCCAAUAUGGUUCGAGAAGAAACAUGAUUUAGUGUAAUCGUAACUAGUCGAUUUUUCUGUUGUCAGUGAAAAUUAAUGUAAGGGACAUUUUACCGGGUUGCCAGAAGGUUUUGUCAUCAACAAUACUAUUUUUUUCAAUAUGACAUGUAAGAAUGAUUCUUACAUGUCCCAUUCAUUCAUUUAUUCGUUCAGUUCCAAUCAAUGGCCAAAUUAGUCAAUAUAAUAAUCAACUUAAACAAAAUUUCCAGGUACGUUAGUACCAAGACAGAUUAAAAAUCCGGUAUAAUCUCUUGGAAGAAAAAUCUCGACCCCGACUUUUUUGAUGAAGAGAUUCAUAAUAAAUCGAUUAAAUGUUACACUCAUACCACAGAUGGUUAAGCACAAACCGACUAGCACAAGACUAUAAGCGUUUGAUAUCUCAAAAUUGUUUACGUUUGGAAAUAAAUAUGGAAUAGAAAUAAAACUGGGGAAAAUAUAACACUAUUUAUGUGACAAAUUGGAAAUGUCCAAACAAAAAGUAAGACGAUAAAUGCCAUGUUGUAAUAUUAUCGUUGGAACUGGGCAAAGGUCAUAGUAAUCGAUCCCAUCAGAUCAAAGAAAAGAAAGGAAGAAAAUGCGCAGAGUUCGAUUCUUGCGCCAUCUACAAACUCAUGUAAGAAGAUGUUCCUAUCUAAUUAAUUAUGACAAAACAAAAUCAAAAAGGAAACACCUAGGUUAUAUUAAUCUUGGUAAUCGGUUUUAACUUUGGAAUAAAGGAUAAUGAGAACAAAUGCUGAAACAAUUGUUCUUCACUUUGGCGAUAAUUUUUUAUUAUCAGAUUUUUAUAUUAGCCAUUUGAUUGUAUUAAUUUUUCUUAUGGUUGUCCCUAGAACAUAUGAGAAAUAACUUUAUCUCAAAUAUAAUUCUGGUGAACUUGGUAAUUUUGUUUCCUUGUCUUGUCAAAUGUCACCGAACGAUGUGAAAUGUGAAGUAUAUUUGUGUGUUUACUUGAAGCAUUACUGGGAAGGAUCGCAAUAAUAUCAGUCCUGGAGAAGAGAAUGUUAUACUUGUAUUUUGUGGACCCCCCACGUUCAAUUUAGGGAAGUAAGAAUUUUCCAAAAAAGUUCACUUAUUACAUUCGAUUUCAAUUGUCUUACAUGCUGUAGCUAUCUAUUUAUUUCCUACCUCAGCUGAUGAGAGGUGAGCUGUUUGGGAAUGAAACUGUCAAACGUCAAAUGAAUUUAGUGAUAGUAUUUCAGAAAAUACUUUCAAUUUCAUUAUUUUAUUUAGGUAAUGGGUCAAUAUAAGAUGAAUAUAAUUUCUUCCCAAACAGACUUCAUCUUGAUGAUCAGUAUCCUGUUAAUUUGGGAUAUUUUACAUUGUAUUUAUUUAGGUUGAUAGACUGAGAGUUUAAAUUUUAUAAUUUUAUUGAGUUGUAUAUUUUGUUUACUAGUCAUGUAUAUAUGUUUUAUUAUUUAAUGAAGUAACAAUAAAAAGGAAGAAAACUGAA
Messenger RNA from Leptinotarsa decemlineata (Colorado potato beetle), 2206 nucleotides. It is a transcript of the gene edl, whose product is annotated as ETS-domain lacking. The record is from RefSeq and is a predicted model, not a curated record. Gene Ontology annotation, molecular function: sequence-specific DNA binding. Lineage: Eukaryota; Metazoa; Arthropoda; Insecta; Coleoptera; Chrysomelidae.